AAAUAUGAGAACGAAAACACUGAAAAAUAAUGUUGCGUUCGUUAAGUUUUAAACUUAGCACUAUAAUUCAAUGGUAACUAUUGAAAACAGCGAAAAAGUUGAUUACAGUGCACGCGCAACCACUUACCUUUUGUUUACAUUUACAAUUGCAUUUUGGGCUCGCUGUUUACUUCGGACUUGUAUGUAUUUCGCAAAAUUUUAAAUUACUGAAGAAUUAUAUCAAUGGGUCGCUCCUCCAAAGAUAAACGAGAUGUGUAUUACCGCCUUGCAAAAGAAGAAGGUUGGCGUGCAAGAAGUGCAUUCAAAUUGUUGCAAAUUAAUGAAGAAUUUGGUUUAUUCAAAGAUGUGAAAAAAGUUGUUGACUUGUGUGCUGCUCCUGGAAGUUGGAGUCAAGUUUUGUCUCGAAAGCUAAGAGGCAAUGCUGAAGACCCUGAUGAUAUAAAGAUUGUUGCUGUAGACUUACAAGCUAUGGCCCCCUUACCAGGUGUAAUUCAAAUACAAGGUGAUAUAACAAAGGUGUCAACAGCUGAAGAAAUAAUUAGUUACUUCAAAGGUGAAAAUGCUGAUCUUGUAGUAUGUGAUGGAGCUCCAGAUGUUACGGGCUUGCAUGAUCUUGAUGAAUAUAUUCAAGCACAACUUUUAUUGGCUGCUUUAAACAUUACUACACAUCUUUUGAAAAAAGGUGGAACUUUUGUGGCAAAGAUAUUUAGAGGCAAAGACGUGACCUUGUUAUUUGCUCAGUUGAAAAUAUUUUUCAACAAUGUUACUAUUGCUAAACCUCGCAGUAGCAGAAAUUCUAGCAUAGAAGCAUUUGCUGUGUGCCAAGGCUACAAUCCUCCUGAUGGAUACGUUCCAAAUAUGAUGAAUCCUUUAUUAGAUUUGCAAUAUGAUGAUUUCACACAACUAACUGGUGUUAAUCGCUUCAUUGUUCCUUUCGUAGCAUGUGGAGAUUUGAGUGCUUAUGAUUCUGAUAAAACUUACUCUUUGCAGUUAAAUGAAGAUCACGUUUAUGAAUAUCGUCAACCAACUCAAGUUCCAAUUGAUCCUCCUUAUAAAGAAGCUGUACAAUUAAAACGGGAAAAUAAAUUAGCUCAACCACAAACUCAGAUGUUUGCACCAUCAACUUCCAAAGAAUGUGGUAGUUCUGCAAUGAACAUAGAUUCUGAACAAACGUUAAGUGCAGAAACUGUAACUGCACAAAACAAUUUGAAUCUUGAAACAUUAACUCUCACUAAUCCUGAAAAUCCUUAAAAGAAAAGUCUUGUUUUUAUUCGUUUGUCAUUUUGUACUAUAAUGUGUUAUUUUAUCAAACUUUUUAUACAAAUAAAUAAACUAUCAUGUUUUUUA
Molecule: messenger RNA, 1347 nt
Organism: Parasteatoda tepidariorum (common house spider)
Lineage: Eukaryota; Metazoa; Arthropoda; Arachnida; Araneae; Theridiidae
Product: tRNA (cytidine(32)/guanosine(34)-2'-O)-methyltransferase
Biological process (GO): tRNA methylation; cytoplasmic translation
Cellular component (GO): cytoplasm
Molecular function (GO): tRNA methyltransferase activity
Source: RefSeq, a predicted model, not a curated record